Messenger RNA from Bombina bombina (fire-bellied toad), 685 nucleotides. RefSeq lists its product as uncharacterized. NCBI's taxonomy places the organism in Eukaryota, Metazoa, Chordata, Amphibia, Anura, Bombinatoridae. The record is from RefSeq and is a predicted model, not a curated record. Bases 77 to 685 code for a protein of 202 amino acids. The transcript has 4 exons.
CUGCCAGCUCAGAGCUCACAGAGAGAGAAGUCACUGAGAGAGAACAGCCAGGACACAAACUGACACAAUAGCUGCAAUGGAUAUAGAUGACAUGAAAGAUUAUAUUAUGAAUUUCACCCUUAAUGACUGUAAACCUCAUGGCAACCAGGGCUAUAAGCGAGUGCUCCUGCAGCUGUUUGGUUAUUUAGGUCAUGGCAAGUCGUCCUUUAUCAAUACCUGUAAGUACGUUCUGGAGGAAGGAGCAUAUAAAAUGUAUUCUGAUGUUGGUAGUUCACAUGGAGGGAAGACUACAAAGAGAAUAUCGUACCCACUCACUGGCAACAUCACUUUGGUUGAUAACCGCGGGUGCGCAACGAUGAGCGAUCAAGAGACGGGGGAGAUCUACGCUCAGCUCGGUAAUCUUCUGCCCCUGAACAUGGAGGUGGCAUGGCAAAAGGGGUAUCAGUAUAUAAUGACACGAAUCAUGGAUCAUGAAGUAGUUGACGAUCAGUCAGAUUUUGUUGUUCCGAUUUUUAUAUACAGUGUUAAGAAGGGGAUUUCACAAGAAGAAGUUCCUGAAGUAAAGACUUUGCUUGAUAAUGCUAAGAAAAUGACAGGACUGGUUCCCAUUGUGGUUCUCACAUUUAAAUCACAAGGAAAACUGACUGAAGUUGAGGCAACAUUUAGAAACAUGGGAAUCGACUAA